GCUUAACAAAGCCUACCAACAUUGAUAUAAUGAAAGUCUUUGUUUUAAUGUUGUUUUUACUUGUAAACAAUAACAUUUCCUGGUGUCUUCCCUGAAGGUCAAAGUUCAGAGGGAAUAAACACAGCAGCUAAUGGUCGGGUUAGCUAACACAGUGUAGAUAGUACUGUAGUGUUGGAGGGAUACAUUACAUUCAUUGACCGGAAGUAAUAGGGAGUAAAUUGAGUUUGCUGGAAUGUACUCCAGGUGAUGUUGUGUGUGUAUUUAGUGACCAGACUCUGAAUGACAGGAUUAUCAGUGAUCAUACUGGCGGCCUGGAUGAACAAACAAAUUUGAUGAUCCACCUCUUAAGAUUGAAAGCGUUGUGGUGUUAAGGAAUUCAUUUUAUGUAGAGGAAAAAACCCAUUGUUUUUUGAUGAUGAAUAUUUAAUGAGGAAUUUAAAAUGAAAUUAACUACUGUGAUUGGAUGUCAUAUGUGUAUUUUCGUCAGAUUUUAGCGUGGUUUGUGUCCACAUCUGUGAAAUCAGUUAUUGAUUUGAAUAUUUAUAUCUUAUUUUACCUCAAAUUUAUUUUAAUGUGUUAUUUCUGAAAGUGCUGAAUUCAGUGAAUAUUAGACAUUCUUAUAUAGAUUAAUUAAUAAACAGCUAAUUUAUAUGAUAAUGGAGAAAUCAUUCAGGCUGUUGAGAUAGCUAGUCUACACAAUGGUGAUAAUAGAAAGCAAUUAAUCUAGCUCAGCAUUGAUUCAAUUUCGCAUAAUCUGAGUUUACAAAUAUGCCAUUGGGAAAAAAAUGGCGAUCGAUGGACGUUCUUCAUUUCGGCUCUUCUAAGCAAGAUAAAGAGGCCUUAAAAAAAGAUGAUGGACUCAUAGGAUCAGGGGAACACCUGUCCCGAACCUGUAAUGCUCAUGUUAAGGGUGGGUCCAGAGACGAUCUGAUCAAUGAAGAUCCUCCGGUUAUACUGAGAAAGAAGCAUAGUUCUAAGCAUCGGUUUAGCUCAAGGGAGGACCUCUUAGAUAAACCUGCAUCCCCCAAACUGCGACAAAGCCUGCAUGUCCCGUGGCAUAGGGCUAAGUCCAGCUCCAGGGAUGAUCUGAUAACUAAUGAAUGUAGGAAAGACGUGAAUGACAGGCACUCUAGCAGUGUGAAAGGGGAACAACAUGGCACUCAGGAGGAAACCAAGGAAGGUUACAUACAGAGGUGUGUAAUCAUACAGAGAGAUGAGAAGGGCUAUGGUCUGACAGUCAGGGGAGACAACCCAGUCUAUGUGGAGUCUGUUAAAACAGAUGGGGCUGCAGAGAGGGCUGGAGUGAGGCAGGGUGAUCGGAUUUGCAAGGUGAAUGGGACACUGGUCACAAACUCAAACCACUUAGAAGUUGUGAAACUUAUUAAAGCUGGAUCCUUUGUAGCACUCACACUUAUGAACAAAGCGCCUGAAAAAGUCACCAAACCCAUUCCAGUCGAUUCAAGAAAGAGCGCAGAACUACAGGCUUCCAAACUUUCUGAGAUCAAGAAGUAUUAUGACAAUGCCACAGAGGAAUUACAGAGAACAAGAACACAGCUACAGAAUAACCCAGCAGAUGACAAACUAGCUUCCAAGGUCAAGGAGCAAGAAGUUCUCGUUAAAAAACUUGAAGAUCAAUUAAAGGUUCUUAGUUCUACCUUAAACUCUAGUCAAAAUAAUGCACAAGCGGCAGAAGAAAGUAGUCCAGACAUUGGAAACGGGGACGGAUCAGUCACUCCGUGGCUGCCUGAUGGUCCAAAACAUAAAAAGUCAGGGUCUACCCCAAUUGACUUUACACCAGACACUAGGGAAUUAAGGGCUAUUUCUCGCUCUAUGUCUGAUGCUAGCAGUCGAGUUAUGUUUCGGAAGCCUGCUCCAGUACAGAAACGACAACCAGGGGACAUAAGUCCAGAGGGAACAACCGGUCCAGUUUCUGAUGGUAGCAGUGUGUCCGAUUCCCCUAACACCUCCCCUCCUCCUUCUCCCACCCCAACCCACCCCAACAACUUAGAAGACACACAAUCCGUCCACAAGAAAGACCUGGAGUAUGAUGAAGUAAGUCAGACAAGUCAGGCUUCUAUUGGUCAACAACAGAUGCCAAUCAUUGCAGCAGAGGAGGACGAAUUCAACUCAGAUGAAGAUAUGCAAAACAAGGUACCAGUCAAUGGGAGAUCAUCAUCGUUAACAACUGCCUAUUUAAAUGCCAGAUCUCAAGCCGAGCUGGAUGACUGUGGGCCUUUCAGUAGUCUACAUCAGCUGGAGACUAAGCCAGCCCACAUGUCUGUCUUCCUGAACUUUGUCCUCCAGAAUGAGUCCCCCUCAGCUCUGUUAUUUUAUAUAACCACAAAUGUGUACCAACAAGCCAAAGGGGGUAUCAAGGAAUUACAGAAGUGGGCAUUCGAGAUUUUCUCUACAUUUCUGGCAAAUGGAGCACCCCUAAAGGUUAAUGUGGACCAGGGCCUCGUGGAGAGAAUUAAUGAGACAUUCAAUAGUAAGUCUUCCGAGAAAGAGGACAUAUUAAGGACGGUGUUUAAUGGAGCUCGUAACUUUGUUCAAACAGAGAUCUCCAACAGCCUUCAGGGAUUCUGCAGUAAAUUAGGCUUAGGUUUUGGCACUAUGUAUGGUUUACAGCUAAUAACUGGUAUAUCCAAUAUGAGGCAGAAAGAAGAAGCAGAAGUUGCAUUACAGAUACUGUCUUCUUACAUUGACAAAGUCCCACAAUCUGAUGAGGAGAGUAAGCCUGACCAGAGUCAUGCCAUUGCCUGGGCUGUAGCAACAUUCCUCAGACACAAUGGGAUCAUGGACAAAAAGCACUCCUCCAUGGAGAGGGUGCAGAGCUUUAUGGCCAAAGAUAAAAAGAAACCUCUGAUUCAGAGGAAGAGGACCCAGAAGGGACACAGUUUCCAGCCUCAGCAUUUUUCUCGGGUUGAGAACUGUAUACACUGUAGAGAGCUGAUAUGGGGUGUGGGAAUCCAGGGCUACCAGUGCUCUAACUGUGAGCAGUGGAUACACAAAUAUUGUUUAGACAGUCUGGAGGAUCAGUGUCCUAAGAAAAAGCGUCCACGUCCUCAUUCAUCUGUGUUCAAUAUUCCAAGACCACAAGCAGACAGACAUUCCAGUUCUAGUAUAGAACAAAUGCUAAGUCGAUCAGUUUUCCAUGUGCCAUUGGCUUUGACAGUCCCCUCAACCUCAGAGGCUCCCAGUCCGAGUCCAGCCAAUCCCACAACGUUUAACAUACAGCCCUUUAAGGAUGAGCGAGAGGAAGAUAAAGUAACACCAAUGCAUUCAGUAAAUUCCUUGAUUAAAAGAUAUGACAAUGGAAACCCUGAUGCACCGAGUGACCGUAAGAAGAGUCCUAGUGUCGAGGACAUGGCCAAUAAGAAAUCAACUGAGAUCAGUAGAUCUGAAAGUUUAAAGGGUCGGCAAGACCAGAAAGGCAGAAUUAAACAACGUCGCGUUAAAAGUGAUGUGGAAAUUGAUGAUAAUAUGAUGAGGACCAUUACAGGCAAUUCUCCAAGUUCUUCCUCCUCAAGUAUAAGGAGUGGGGAGAGUCCCAGCAGUUCUAUGGAUGCUGUAAACAAUAUUCCUCAUACCAUAGAGAAUGACUCAGAUUUCGAAGUUGAAAAUGAAUUACCUCCCUUAGAAUCUAUUUAUCCCAGAGAUGUUUACAAGAAGUUGCGACCAAAAGAUAGGAAGAGAUUAGAAGUAAUAAAUGAAUUAUUUUACACAGAGAGAACACACUGUCGAAACUUGAAGAUAUUACAGAACUUAUUUUAUAAACCUAUGUCCCAGGACCCUAAUAUAUCCCAGGAUUUGAUUAAUACACUAUUUCCUAACCUAGAAGAAAUGAUAGCACUACACGGUCUAAUGAACAGUGCAAUGAAAGAGAGGAAGAAACAGAGUUCUGUGGUAACAGAGGUUGGGGAUAUAUUACUGGCUCGGUUUGAUACUGAGGGAGAAGCAUUCCGUAAUGGCUGUGCCAAAUUUUGUCAGAACCAGCAAUAUGCUUUAGAUUUGUUAAGGGCAAAACAGAGAAAAGAUUCGAAACUGUCCAACUUCCUUAUGGAGGCAGAAAGUAGUCCCUUGAUGCGCCGGCUUCAGUUACGAGACUUAAUUCCUACACAGAUGAUGCGUCUCACCAAAUAUCCACUAUUAAUAGAAAAUCUUAUGAAAUAUACUCAAACUUCAACUGAGGAGUAUUCUCGGCUGGAACGAGCCCUUAAGUUGAGUAAACAAAUUCUGGCAUAUGUCAAUCAAGCAGUGAAAGACUGUGAGAACAGUUACAAACUCAAAAUGUUACAGCGUAAAAUUGACAAGAAACAGCUGGAUCAUGCUGAAUUUAAGGAGCUGGAUCUCAGUAAACAUAAGCUGAUGUUGGACGGAGCCUUGACGUGGAACAUCAACCAGAGGAAGUCGGUGGACUGCCAUGUUGUGUUGUUAGAGGACUUAUUAGUGCUAUUUCAGAAACAGGAUGAUAAACUGGUUCUUAAACAACAGUCUACUCAACUGGUGGCCGGUAAAGAAGAUAGUCGAUAUCAGUUUAGUCCUCUCCUCAGAUUAGAGAAUGUACUCCACACCAACAGCAAAGCCACUGACAAGAAGGCAUUCUUCGUUGUAUCAAAAACCCAGAUUUAUGAACUCUCUGCAACAUCAACUGAAGAGCAGAAAAAGUGGAUAAGACAUAUCAAAGAAGCAGCUGAAACUUUCAAAAAGAGGAAAGAUAAGGCCCAGGAACCAGCACAGGUGCAUGAACUGGCUGUGGAGCCUCCUCAAAUCAUCAGAAGGCCCAGUGCAGAGAGACAGGAGGAAGAUUUGGAGGAGGAGCUUAUUCAGCCUGAUGAAAUCACUGUACAGAAUCCGUUAACUCAGAAAGCUGAGCCAGUCCUGACCCCGCUAGAGAAGAUCCGACGCCUCGAUGAGACACUGCAGGAGCACCUCCAGGAGAAGACAGUUCUGGUGGCCGAGGUCCUCAAUAUCCCCACAGCCGAGGUCCCACAGAGGCUCCAGAUGGUGGAGGAGAUGCCAGAGAAUGCUAAUACCAGUGAUAACCUACUCGCCCUAAGUCGAGAGACCCAGAAUUGUUUGGUUUUGUUAAACAAUGCUGAAUCUGGACUAGCGGAGGAGGACCUAAAAAUGCCAAUACCAAUGGAGAAACUUCGAGAAAUGGCCAACAGAAUGAACCAAAUUCUUACCAAUCUACUGGAAAAAACCAGACAGUAUGCAGCGCUUAAUUCGGGGCACACCCCCACAACCUCCUCAGCAGUGGUGAACAGCCGGGAUGAAGAACGGGAACGACUUCGGUUGGAACUUAAAGCGGCUCAGGAAGAACUGAACAUGCUACGAGAGAUACAGAGGCGAGUGUCUGGCUCCAAUACUGCAGCCCUCGCCCCAGUCCAGGGCCGACCUCAGAGUUUUAUUUCAGAUGCUUCGUCUUACUCAGAUAAUGAGGUUGUAGCCAAUACAGAGGAUGAGGACAUGCCAGAUGUUCACUCAGACCAUAAUGAAGUAGAUGUGGAUACAGGGGAUGUACCUGAUGAUCUUGAUGUGGAUCCAGAGACUGCUGAAUCUGAGGUCUCCCAUCCCACCAACCUGCCAAAGGAAAUCACAGACAUUGACGUGCAGUCUCUGACAGAGAUUGAGCCUCCAUUGGAGGAGUUUAUGGAAGAACCAGAACCUCUUAGUGUGCCUGAGGACAUUCUCACGGGAGGUGAGGAUACAGAGAAGGUUACGGCAGAAAGUGGUGUCCAGAAAGCCGAGAUCAAUCUGAUAGAGGAGUUCAGUGAGGAGGUAACUGAAUUCCCGUCCAAUCAGAAGGACGUCGUUCAUUCCGAGGAGAGUGAGGAAACCGAGUGCAAGGACACAACAAAGGAGGAGCAAAGUGCUGCUGAUGUUCCUCCUACAGAAAAUUCAUGUGAGGACCCAGGAGGGCUUUCAGAAGAAAUUAAGACAAGUGUCGAUGAGGAAAGACGAUUCAGUAAUGAUGAUUAUGAAGACGCAUUGGAAACACAAUCAGAAAUCAGGGAGAGCAGUGAGGAGAGGACUAAUGAGAAAUUACAGGAAGAAAUAACGGACCAAGAGAAAACAGACGUCGGAAAAGAGGGGGCUGAAUCCGACCCAGAAACUGCUGACAAAGAAACAAAUGGUGUGUCCGAGAACAGUGAAAAAAGCCAAAUCAUCGAGGACAAACUGAGUGAAAAAUCAGAAGAGAAAAUUCUGGACAAUGAAGACAAUGAAAAUAAUUUAGAAUCUACAAAUACAACAGACAAUAGGGAAGAUAGUGGUUCUCCUGUAUAGCCUUAAUCUACUUCUGUCUCACUCUGUGAUAAAGUGCUACAUUCUAACAUGGAUGUGAAUUAGACUCCUUCUCAGUUAUGUCCCUUGUUAGGAGGGAGACCGCUGUGAACUCAUUCCUCUGUACAGUCUGUAUUAGACGGAGAAGAUAUUGUAUUGGAAACUAGUUUAUAUAAGGAAUUAACAAGAUACAAGAGAUUGAUGCCUGUAGUAACGAGUAUAUUAUAUAUAAAUAUAUAUAAAUAUAUGUACUUUUUUGUUAGAAGGAAGAUGUCACAUAUUUAUUUAUGUUAUGGUUGUCUCUAACGUUACUAAAUAUAGGAUAAAUGUUUACAGUUUGUACAUGUGCUAUGCCCUCAUAGUCAAAACCCCAAUAAGUUAUGUCAGUGUCUACAUUUGUUACAUAUGCAAAUGUCAAAAGCUAGCCUUCAUGAAUAUUCUGGAAGCUCAUUACCUCAUUUUUCACUUUCAUUUCAUGGCUGUGAACAUUUAUUUUAGGCAUCGGUUUAUAUCAUUAUUCAUUCUGUAAAGGCCCAAGUUUGAAACUUGGUGCAAAUUCUAGGGUGCAAUACAUUUAUUUUAGUUCUAUUUCAAAGCUUUUUAUAUAAUGUAUGGAUGACUACCUAUGGUUUUUUUUUUGUGCUUGAAUGAAAGAGUGCUCAAGACUGGCAUAUCAGGUCUUAUUUUGUAUCAGUGAACAUUUUUCAUACCUGUGCCACAGAAUCCUUGGUAAAACUGCCUAGAAAAUCAAACUGAAAAAAAAAAUCACUGCUGUUAAAAUAAUGAUCUGUAUCAGAAGUUUAUGUAACAAGUCAGUUUUUCACAAAAGCUGAACUGCAUUUUUCAGCUGCUAAUUUCAUACUGUUCAUUUGAUACAAAAUCUGAGUGCCAUGCUAAAGCUUUAGCUCGUUUCACUUCGGUCAUGUGACUUCUUGGAUAUCUGGUAAGUCACAUGAUAUCAACUGUAUUUAAUGCAAUCAUUAAAAUGCACAGAUAAUUACUGUAAACUUUGGGGUCAAGCAUAAGCCAAGAUUUAUGUUGAGAAAUUUAUAAUAAUGACUCCAGAAAUAAUAAAAUCUUAAAAACC
Molecule: messenger RNA, 7375 nt
Organism: Saccostrea echinata
Lineage: Eukaryota; Metazoa; Mollusca; Bivalvia; Ostreida; Ostreidae
Product: rho guanine nucleotide exchange factor 11-like
Exons: 42
Coding region: 769-6291 (1840 amino acids)
Biological process (GO): intracellular signal transduction; G protein-coupled receptor signaling pathway
Cellular component (GO): cytoplasm
Molecular function (GO): guanyl-nucleotide exchange factor activity; G protein-coupled receptor binding
Source: RefSeq, a predicted model, not a curated record